Messenger RNA from Triticum turgidum subsp. durum (durum wheat), 1446 nucleotides. Lineage: Eukaryota; Viridiplantae; Streptophyta; Magnoliopsida; Poales; Poaceae. The record is from the annotation of a GenBank genome assembly.
AUGGCGGAGACGGCGCCGGCGACGGUGCUGGACAUCGACGAGAUCCCCUUCGCCGACCUCCUCCUCCUGCUGCUCUCGCCGGAAGCGGCAGCAGCGGGCGACGCCGAUGGCCGGCGGCGCCGCCUCCUGGCCACCGUCUGGGCCGCGCUCGGCCCGGGCGGCGCCGGGCUUCUGGCCGUCUCCGGCGUCCCGCGCGCCAUCGCCCUCCGCCGCCGGCUCCUCCCCCUGGCCCGCCGCCUCGCAAUCAUGGACCACCCUUCCCGCGCCCACCUCCUCAAGAAGCACGGAUUGGGCAGCGACGUACCUCUCAAGAAGCCCGGCAGGUCCGUCUCCUCGUUCGCGCGGCUCCUAAGGCACGAUUCAGGCAAGCUCCACUCCCCGGAGUUCAUGUGCCAAGCCACCGGAGACGCUGGGAUCAGGCCUGGUUGUCCGGAGGAGGUGCCGGCUGAUGCCGAUGGAUUUGGGGAGCACAAGGGUGGUGAUGAUGAUGACAUUGAGAACCUUGGUGAUCUUUUCAAGGAGCUGGGUCUGUGCAUGAUGGAGCUUGGUAUCCUGGUUGCCCGGGCCUGCGACAUUGUUAUCGGUGGGAAUCAGCUGGAGCAGAGCAUUACCGACUCUGGAAGCGCAAAGGCGAGGCUCAUCCACUACCACUCUGAGUUGGAUAACAGGAUUAUCAAGGAUAUGAGCAGCACAAGGAGGAAAAACUUGGCAAACAAUGCAGCAGCAGCAAGACCUGUAUCGGAUCACAUGGAUACAUAUCAAAUGCCAGGAUCAGAAAGAUCGAAAAAAGAUGGGAUGGCCGUUGUAAAGUCAGCCGAAGAAAAUGAGUCCCAAGGUGCCGCAGUACAAGGUCAUGUCAGCACGAUUUCUCUUGUGAACUUAUGGCAAGAGUGGCACUACGACUAUGGAGUGCUGACAGUCUUAACAGCGCCAUUAUUCUUGCGCUCUGCUCUCGGACAGGAAUGCCCGGUCAGCGAAGAAUGCUCUGUUCCUGAUGGGCACUCACACCUGCAGCUCUUCAGUAAAAGGAGGAUUUUCUCAGUGAGAUGCUCCCAGGAGAGCUUUAUUGUUCAGGUUGGGGAGGCAGCAGGCAUCCUGUCAGGGGGGAAACUGAGAUCUACGCUUCAUGCUGUCAGUAGACCUUUAGGCUUGCCAAACAUCAGCCGAGAGACUUUCGUGGUUUUCCUACAGCCGUCAUGGGACAAAACUCUACCUUUCUCGGGUUACUCUUGUGCCGAUGAAGAUGAUUCAAGUGAUCACAUGGAAUUGGCUUUCAGGGGUGAUGGAUCAGCCGGGUCUUGUGGUGAACAUAUAUUGAUGCAAGAAAUUCUGAAGAAAAUCCCCCCUCUGUCGUCAAGGCUGAAAGAAGGCAUGACGUUUGCAGAGUUUUCUAGGCAGACAACGAAACGGUAUUAUGGUGGUGGAGGCAUCCAACAAAACAGUUAA